GGUUAUUCUAAAUCCUGAAACAUCCAGUCAGACAGCACAAGUGACAUCUAGAAUAGCUAUUAGCAUGAUGGCCACACGAUGGCGCUAUAUCACUAGACAAAAAGCAAACGAACAACUGAUUUAACACAAACGCACGAAUAUCUCAUUAUUAUUUGGGUAAUUUACUUCUAUAUUAAUAUUUCGCUUAAAUAUUUAUUUGUAAAUCCAAGAAAAUAAAGUAUCGACAAAUAAGCAGCAAAAUAAUUAAGCUGCUUAAAAUAACCCGUAUCAUUGCGUGACAAGCAAUACGUCUUUAACCUAUAAUUGUUUUGUGUUUGGUCUUAAAUAACUUAAAUAACCGUUCUGCUUUUUUGUGGACUUAACUGGAAUGCAACUGCCCCGUGUAAGUUAAUGUGUUGGCUGUAUUUAGGGAAAUCCACGCGUCCGUGGAGGCGGUGCUUAGUGGAGUUCACUGAAAAGAGCGAAGACACUUCAGUCUGAAGCAGUUUGAGUUUCACUCAACGCUUAACAUUUGAUUUUCUCUCCCCAUUUGUAACAUCGACACGAUUUACAUGUGAUUCGUAAUGUUUGUGGUUAUCUGAGUCGCUUUCUUCUGUGAUUUCAGUCCUGCGUGCCACAUGAAAACUGUUCAUCGACGACACACUGACUUCAUAAGGUGAUGCGCAGAGGAGCCUUUACACAUUGGUUUCAGGGUCCCAUUGAACAACAUCAGAGAUGCUGAUCCAUAGCACAAACAUUGAGAAGGACUUCCAAGCACCAGAUUAACAACAACAACAAAACAUCUCCUUGUAUUUGUCUACCUCUCGCUUCAACAAACGUCCAAAGUCCAGUCUCAAAAUAUGGCGUUUUUAAUGAAAAAGAAGAAGUUCAAGUUUCAGAUACACUUCACCCUGGAGGAGCUCACGGCUGUGCCAUUUGUCAACGGGAUGCUUUUCUGCAAAAUCAGAUUAUUGGAUGGUGGAGACUUUUCUAUUUCUUCAUCCAGGGAAGAGGUACAGGAGAACUGCGUUCGCUGGCGAAAGAAGUUCUCGUUUGUGUGCAAGAUGAGUGCCAGUUCAACCACGGGAGUCCUGGACCCCUGCAUUUGCCGCGUGUCUGUGCGUAAGGAGCUUAAAGGUGGAAAAGCUUUUUCAAAGCUGGGCUUUGCUGACCUCAAUUUGGCGGAGUUUGCUGGUUCAGGCUCCACUGUUCGCUGCUGUAUAUUGGAGGGAUACGACACCAAGAACACUCGGCAAGACAACUCCAUACUCAAGGUUACUAUUGGCAUAACUCUUCUUUCGGGAGAUCCCUGCUUUAAAACGCCUGUAAGUACAGCUAAGACUAUUGCCAUAGCUGGGCAGGACCCCUCUCUGCAGCUGGACCGCAAGGGAGAAGGCACUGCAGACCACUCUGUGCCAUCACUUGGCAGCACCGCUCGCCGACCAAUCAAAAACAGACCCUCUGUGAACAACUCGGGAGGCCUUCAGGAAGGAUUGGAAGAGAACCUGUCCAGUCCGGAUGAAGUGUUUCACAAGGGUCACUCUCGCAACUCCAGCUUUGCCAGCCAGCAGAGCAAAAUCUCAGGUGGGACUCAGGGCACGAUCAAAAGAACACCAGGCUACAGCACAGAGUACUCUCGCUCCUCCAGCCUGACGGAUCUCUCCCAUCACCGGCGAAACACCUCCACCAGCAGCAGUAACACAUCAGGAGGGACCGCUACAGCUGCCGAGAGCCCUGUAGAGCAGGAGAAAGAGCUCGUAAAACCAGAAAAGCCUCCCCGACCACCUCGUCCCGCUAUUCUCCCGAACAGACCCUCAAGGAGAAAGAUGGACUCUGUGGAGAGCCACCCCACCUGGGUGGAUGACACUCGUAUUGAUGCUGAUGAUAUUGUAGAGAAGAUCGUGCAGAGUCAGAACUUUAGUGAUGUCAGCAACAAUGAAGACAGCAAUCUAACACUGUUUAUCAGUAAGGAUGGGACCACAGCCUUAAGUGGCAUCCAGUUGGUCAGCAGGGUGUCUGCGGGUGUUUUCGAACAAGUGGUGAUCGAGAGUCAUUAGAUCUCUGAUGGACAACUGCCGUCCUUUUUAUUUUUUAAUGAAUAAGACUGACUUUAAAACUUGCCCCUUUCUGGGUGUAAAUCUGUGUUCUCGCAUAUUACAAAGGUAUCAGUCUAAUCAUGCUUUACUUUUGCAAAGUGGGUACACCCAUAGCUCUAUGAUUAAGAAUGAAUAAUUAUCAAUAUUUUACACCUGAUUCUGAGGAUAUCAGCUACUUGAAAUGCCUAGAAGUGAGGCAUGAUGGGAUCUUCAGUCUAACACUGUAAAAUAUGAGGACAGUCCAAAGGAUUUGGGAUAUUAUAUUAGAUUUUAUAAGCCUUACAGACUUUAUUUAAUUGCAUAUUAAUUGUCUUUUAUUUUUAUAAUAUACCCCAAUAUAUGCUACAGUAAGUGGAGGUUACAAACCACUAAAAUCUUAUAAUAAUGCCAUGUAGUCAGUAACCAGCCCAUUACGCUAAUACCAGCCCAUGUCAGCUAUUGACAAAUAAGCCUAAAGUUAUUUACAGUAUGGCUGGCCAUACAAAAAACACUUUUGGCCAUUCCCUUCACAAAACCUACUAUCAGUAUCCUAACUGUGUGAGACGGAGAUGGUUUGGUUACUUAUGUUCCAGCUGGACUGGUUAACAUAACAUCUAUAAAUUUCUCACUACAGUUCACGAUUUGUUUCGAUGUCUGUCUCAGUAUUUUGUCUCAUUCACUGUUUGAAUCAUUUAACUGUGCUGCUGGUUUCAGCUGUGAAUGUUCAUGUGACUAUGUGUUUAGACUCUGACAGCUACUGCGAUGUUUCUUUUAACAUAGCUGGCCGCACAACGAUACAGUUGAGCUAUUUAUGUGGUACUUGGAAGGGCCUGGCGUGCAUCAAAACGGUCCUAUCCCGGGGUGAUCCUGGAUGAAGAGGCUAAUAGCUGACAAAGAGAUAAAUGUUCAGGACUAGAUUUUAUAGGUUUUAGCUGAAAAGUUGCAUCGCUUGUAGGGUUAGAUCAGAGACCGUGAUUCAUAGUCACAAGACUUUGUGCCUGGCAACUGCCUUUGUGUUUCUGACUGGCACCUGGUGUGCACUAGGAAACAGCGUGCAAUAGACAUGAAAGAGAAUGGAAAAUCCCAUUAUGUGUUUCUCUGUAAUGUUUAUUGCUUAUUUGUCAUGUAUUUAUAACUAGCCAUGAUCUUAAUCAUGGAAAAGAGUAUUUCUCAGUUGAUCUGAGAGCUUAAAAACUGACAUUGCGAGUUCUGUACUCGUUUCGCACAUGUUUCGUCAGUUAAGAGAAAAGUGCAAUGUGGGCCUAUUCGUCGUGCAAGCCCAUUUUAAUGAAUUCUUGCAGGGAAAGCCCUAAAAAACAUUUCAUCGGUCCAGUGGCUUAAAAUUACAAGCAUUAAAAGAAUUAGUGUUCACAAGUAUACUAAUGAGGGAAAGUUAUAUUUGUGUUUUAAAUCCAUUACGCCAUUUAAAUUAUGACUAACACCUAAUAUUGUGGCUUAAGCUUGGCUGCUUUUCUUCAGGAUUUUGAGAUAAAUAGCUACAGAAGAUGUUGAGAUAUUCAGCACUCUGAGAUAUUUAGGGUAACACUAAAUUUGAAAGGGAAAAAUAAAUGACCAAGCCUGGUGUUCUGGAUGUCAUAAAGGGAUUUUCCUUAAGACGCUGAACAAUGUGUCAUCUAACUGUUUUCAUUGUUUACUUUUUUGUACUGUACUUCUUUUGUUCACUCUGAAAUGAAAAACUUAUUAGCAACUUACAAUAGAUGAAUAACUAUCCUGUCAUGUGUCUUUUCGAACCAGCUGGCUGGUUCAUUGGAAUCUCUUAUCAUGGAAAUUUUCUCGCGUAUUAAAUAACAUUGUGAUGGCAUGCACAAAAGAUAACCAUCUACAAUUCUUGUGCUUCUUCUCUUUUCUUACGUUAUCUUAUGAAACGUCUAUAUUAAUGUUGAUGUUUUAGUUUUCAGUCAUGAUUGACUAAUCUGUGAUCAAAAAGAAUAUAAGGAGCUCAGAUGCAAAAGCUACUAAACGCCACCUGUGAGAUAAUGAUAUUAACUGAAUGGUUUUGGGCACGUAUUACAUGUUCAUCAUAUACUUUUGCUUCAUAUCCGCUUAAUCCUGGCCUCAGGCCAUUCAGAAAUACCGGUUUGUUUGCAAAAUCCAUUGAUAAAGUCUGAUUAAAAAGCUAGUCACUUAGAGGGUUUUGCAUCUGAGCUCUUCAUUUACUUUAGCCUCAGAAAAAAUCAAGAGACCACUUCAAGAUUAUUUUCAGUUUUUCUCAAUUUACUAUUUAUUGGUGUUUAAGUAAAAUUAUUAUUUUUUGUUUCAUUCUGUCAAUGACCAACAUCAUUUCUGACAAAUUCCUUAUAAAAGUAAUGAUUUUAAUUGCAGAAAAAUUUAACUGAACAAACUAACAAAAAGAUCUAAUCUUUUCAGAUCUUUAAUACUGCAAUGAAAAAAGUUUUGCUUAAUUUUUAAACAACACAAUGAUAUGGUUUUACAUGUAUUUUAGGAAUAAAAAAAAUAAUAUUUGAUGAAAUAACCUUAAUUUUAAUCACAUCUUUUAUGUGUCUUGGCAUGGUCUUUUACCUUGCUGUUGGGUGACUUUGUCACUCCUGAGGUUUCCUUUUGUUGAAAUUCAAAAGACAUUGGACUGCAAUGUCACAAUACAUGUAGAAAUGAUGAUUACAGCAAAACUAGAGUGGUCUCUUAAUUAUUUUCCCGCAUAUAUAUAUAUUUAAGAUGCUGUUGCAGGGAGCUAAAUUGGGUCUAUACACGCACACCUUAAUUUUGGUAGCAGAAGAACUAUGUUCUUUAUAGUAAUAUGCACUGUAAAACCUAACAGUUAACUCAAACCAUUUAAGUAAACUGGUUGCAUUAGACCAUUUAAGUUUCAAAACACAUAAAUUUGAGUACUGUGAACUUGAAUCAUGUGCAAUUAUGCACUUAUAUUUAAGUAGUGUGAACUUAAAUAUAAGUGCAUAACUGCAUAUGACUCAAUUUGUUUAAGUUCACAGUACUCAAAUGUAUGUGUUUUAAAACUAAUGCAACCGGUUUACUUAAAUGGUUUGAGUUGAGUUAACUUUUAGGUUUUACAGUGUGUGCAUUUCAGUAAUCAGUUUUUUUUAUCAAACAUAAGACUGGUAUACAUUUACAUUUAUAUUUUGUUAAUAUCAUUACAAAGAAAAUGUAAAGUGGAAUCCAAAAUGUAUUAAAUGCAUUGGUUAUGAGUUUUACAAUAGUUAAGAUAUAUGAUUUUAAACAUAAAACAAAGGAUGAACUGCAUUAUGGCUGCACAGGAAUACACACAAAUAUAUGUAUAUAUAACAUUCACUACAACAGCACUUAAAUACUAAAGACUAAUUUAACUCACACGUUAACACAGAAUGUUAUCAUUUCACAUUUGCUAUAGAGAUAAAAACUGCACUUGAGUCAGAAGCUUUCUAAAAUAACAUGCAUAUUGCUUACUAUAAUGUGAUAAAACAAAUAAAAUAUAUAUUCUGGAGAUUUCUUUACAAAGUAUAUAACCUAUGUAAAUUAAUUUACCACUAAGUAAUAUGGAAAUGAAUUUAUUUUUCUGAUCGUGACAAAUGUUUUAAGAUCACACGUGUUUUAUUGUCCCAAAGUUUUCAUGUUGUCAUGUUUGGUUUGCAUGGAGAGGUAUACUGUAUUUUCUAACAAUAGACCUUGACUAUAUUUGUACACUCAAAUGUGAAUGUUUUUUUCUCAAGUGUAACUGUCAGGUGAUGUUAUCUGUACGUAUUAUUUUGGGGAAAUAAAGUUAAUGUUGGGUACUUA
This is a messenger RNA of Misgurnus anguillicaudatus (oriental weatherfish), 5804 nucleotides long. It is a transcript of the gene eeig1b, whose product is annotated as estrogen-induced osteoclastogenesis regulator 1b. NCBI's taxonomy places the organism in Eukaryota, Metazoa, Chordata, Actinopteri, Cypriniformes, Cobitidae. The record is from RefSeq and is a predicted model, not a curated record.